Messenger RNA from Gossypium raimondii (Peruvian cotton), 2030 nucleotides. RefSeq names its product serine/threonine-protein kinase STY13. The record is from RefSeq and is a predicted model, not a curated record. NCBI's taxonomy places the organism in Eukaryota, Viridiplantae, Streptophyta, Magnoliopsida, Malvales, Malvaceae. Gene Ontology annotation, biological process: protein phosphorylation. Gene Ontology annotation, cellular component: plasma membrane. The transcript has 6 exons. The coding region runs from base 659 to 1834 and encodes 391 amino acids. Gene Ontology annotation, molecular function: ATP binding; protein kinase activity.
CACCACCGACCCUCUUUUUUUUGGUUCCCUUUUUCUUCAAGUUAUUCCUUAUAGAAUUUAAUUUUAAGUCAACCUUUUCGUCCUGAAUUUUAAGUUAUUCUAUGUUGCUUACUCUAUUUUGCAUGCCUGUUUCUCUUUCUUGGGUUUUAGUUAAAAUUUUCGUUUAAUUUUUUUUAAUUUAAAUUCUGGUUCAUUCAUUUCGGGUAAUGGUGGGGAUUGGGUCGUUUUCUUAGGGUUUACUUUCUCUUCUGUUUUUCUUUUUUUUGGGGUUUUUGUUCUUUUCUGUUUAGAAUUAUUUAAUUAGUUGGUGACAUUAAAGAUUUUGUUUUUUUUUGUUAAAGCUACCAGGUUUCAUUAAAUUCGGGUCUAAACAAAAAUCCAGUUUCCUUUUUUUUUUUAAAUGCAAAUCAUAAAAUUUGGGUUAUAAGUUCACUUUUGAAUACAGGGUUCUAAUAGGAUUUGGGGUUGGUGAAACAGGGUUUUUUUUAUCCGAUCAUAUUUAUACUUGGUUGAUAUUUAAUGCUCUUGUCCUGAAUUGGGGAAUCUUGCAACUUAUUUUUUAAUUUGAGUUUAAAUUCCAUUGUUAUUAUCAGUUUUGCAGUUUAAGGGUCUUUAAUUGUGUUUUUUUAUUUGGUGAUUUUGUUAUAUUCUUUUAACUAUGGAUUUCAAAACUGGUGAGGAAGAUAAAGGUAUCAAGGCACCAAAGAAACAAGAUGGACUAGAAGGAGGUGGAAAUUCAAAGAUGAAGGGCAAUGGAAGCAUUAGUGGCAAAGACAUGAUCUUUAGAGCUGAUCAAAUUGAUUUAAAAAGCUUAGACAUGCAGCUGGAGAAGCACCUGAGCCGAGUUUGGUCUAGGAACAUUGAGAAACAAAGGCCAGCUGAGGAAUGGGAGAUUGAAUUGGCUAAGUUGGAUUUAAGGAAUGUUAUAGCUCAUGGCACCUAUGGGACUGUUUAUCGUGCCACUUAUGAUAAUCAAGAUGUUGCAGUUAAGCUGCUGGACUGGGGCGAGGAUGGUAUCGCCACAACUGCUGAAACUGCUGCUCUACGAGCAUCAUUUCGGCAAGAGGUUGCUGUUUGGCACAAGCUUGAUCAUCCUAAUGUUACAAAGUUUAUAGGGGCCUCAAUGGGAACUUCAAACCUUAAGAUUCCUUCGAAAGUUCCUUCGGCUGACAAUCACAAUCCCCUUCCUUCUAGAGCAUGCUGUGUUGUUGUCGAGUAUCUCCCUGGUGGCACACUGAAACAAUACUUGAUAAGAAAUAGGCGAAAGAAACUCGCUUUUAAGAUUGUGGUCCAACUUGCUCUGGACCUCGCCAGAGGUCUCAGCUACCUGCACUCGAGAAAGAUUGUACAUCGUGAUGUCAAAACAGAAAACAUGUUGCUAGAUGGUCAUAGAAACCUUAAAAUUGCAGAUUUUGGUGUUGCACGCGUUGAAGCUCAGAAUCCACGAGACAUGACAGGUGAAACCGGUACUCUUGGCUAUAUGGCCCCUGAGGUUCUUGAAGGUAAACCCUACAACAGAACAUGUGAUGUCUACAGCUUUGGCAUUUGCUUGUGGGAAAUUUAUUGCUGCGAUAUGCCUUAUCCGGACCUUAGCUUUGCCGAUGUGUCAUCUGCUGUUGUUCGACAGAAUCUACGACCAGAUAUCCCGAGAUGCUGCCCGAAUUCUUUAGCAAACAUCAUGAAAAAAUGUUGGGAUGCGAAUCCGGAGAAACGCCCUGCAAUGGAGGAGGUUGUGAGAAUGCUAGAAGCUGUUAAUACAAGCAAAGGAGGAGGGAUGAUACCGGACGACCAAACGCCAACUUGCUUAUGUUUAACCUCGCUUCGUGGUCCAUGAUUCUCGCCUCACAGUCCAAAUUCCGACCUAAUAAAGUACCAUAUCGUAAGAGUGGUUGCAUGAAGCACUUAGAUGAAUUCUAAAAUUAAAAGGUUUUGAUCUUGUUAUGUAACUAUCAUACUUUGAUUUGUGUUAAUAUUUCAUUACCAUGAAACUCCAUUUUACAUUUUGUUAAUGAAAUGAAUUGAGUUAAAAA